UCGGUGGACUACUGAACGGGUUGAGCGAUCGUAGAUGCUUAGAACUAGUAAACAAAUGCGGGUAGUUAUCAGACAGUUCGUGAUUUUCAAUAAUUACGUGCUGAGUGGUUUGGAAUACUGAAAUAAUAGAUAAAUUGUGAGUGGUUAGUAUAACGAGGCUCGUUGUAUCUUUAAUAAAUGUUAAGUCUACUGAAAGGGUACUGUGACAUACAAAUUACAGUGAAGUUGUGUAAGGACCUGAAUGUGUGUUAUUGAGUGCGAUUUGAUGUACGUAGGACCAAGAGCACUGCCCACUUCAUGAAGUGUUAGUGACAUUUAUGUUAAAAUAAUCAGACGCAGUGAAACAUGUGUAAAAGUGGGCUGAAGUGUAAAUUUGUUCAGAAUUAUUUCUUUUGUUGUGAAAUGAUGCAACACUUAUGUAGCGGAUAGAAGUCAUCAUUUCUUCGAGCAUCAACAUGUCAGGCAGAAGACUGUUGCAAGAUCAGACCUAACUUCCUACUUAAAAAAAGUAUGCCCAAUAUGCUGUCAGUUCUGGAAGAGGAGUCGGAUAUAUAUGAGGUUUUUCCACCUCACGUUGACACAAGUAGUGUUCCUAUCCUGACGGAUAGUCCUACAAAAAAGCCUGCUCUCAAAACGUACAACGAACUUUAUGGCCUCUUACAGUCAGGAAGGAAACAUGAAGUGAAGCGAAUUAUCAGAGACAAUGCCUGGCCAAUAAAUAGCACCAUCCGUUCCCAGUUGUGGCCAGUUCUCUGUCAGCAGCAUGCACAUGACAAAUCCAUCCUUGAAGGCUUUUACUGGGAUAUGGUCAACCAGAUAUUUGGUACAACAGAACUUCCUGACAAGCCGAUUCUCCUGCCGCAGUUUGUGGAGAGUGGGUACUGUAUUGCAUAUCAUUUGACCAGGAAAGGCAGAAGUGUUGCUGACAGAGUAGUGUGUGUGAUUGGUUAUGCUCACCCUGAAAUUACAUACAGUCCAGCAAUAUAUCCAGUUACUGCCAUCCUUCUGCAUUACAUGACAGAGGAAGACUGCUACAAUUGCAUGGUAAGCUUGAUAGCUGCCAAGGAUAAGAUGUUCACCCAGACAAAGCAGCUGUAUGAAGUAACAUGGAGAACUGUCAUGCAGAUCGCCAAGAAGCAUGUGAAAUCUGCUGCUGUACAUCUGGCAAGACACUGUCCCAGUACUCGCACUGAACGCAUAUUCAUGGACUGGCUGUGGUGGAUCCUGCAAGGACUUCCCUUUACUCACUUAGUUCGAGUGAUGGACUGUUUCUUCAAUGAAGGAAUAAAGGUUCUUUAUCGUGUUGCCAUGGCAAUAAUGUUGCUGUUCUACAAGUACUCAGCACCUCAACGUUCUGAGUGGAUGAAUGAAAUUUUAACCACUGGAAUUGACUCUGCCCUCACCAAGUUCUGUAAACAAAUCCCGGUGACAUCUGCCAAACUACUACGUACAGCAUUUGGUAUUCGAGCAUUAAGUUCGGCGUAUAUCUUGAGAGUUUUCACUAAGACAAAGAUGUUGCUGAAGAGCCGAACUGAACUAAGUUACUCCCGAUCGCUUGUGAGAUCUCGCUCCAGUGACAAUCUUCCUACAAGCCAGUCACAAGUCAAUAUCCAGAUGAUGUCCCAUACACUUACCAUUAGAGAGUUGUUUACAUUAUGGACUUGGCUACCAGUGAGGAUCACCAUGUACCAACCUGUCCUCCUCUACACCACUGAGGAACAUGGAUGCAGCCUGACAACCUUCUAUGUUCGUGUAGAGCAGCAUGAACCAACUUUACUCAUGAUUAAGACCUGCAACAAUGAGGUGUUUGGUGCGUAUUGUUCAACACGAUGGUACGAAAGAAAUGUGAAGGAUGACCAUGGGAAUCGACAGGCUUAUUUUGGAACUGGGGAGACAUUUCUCUUCAGCCUGUACCCAGAAAGAGCGAAGUACCCUUGGGUGGGUAUGGAUUGUGCUCAGGGUGACCCUACUCUUGAUCAUUCAGCUGAGCUUUUUAUGGCAGCUGACUCGAAGAUGAUUACUAUCGGUGGUGGAGAAGGUCAAGCCAUCUGGAUGGAUGAGAACAUUCGGUAUGGUAAGACAGAUCGAUGUUUGACAUUUAACAAUCCACCACUCUGUGAAAGUGGAGACUUUGAAAUCAGAGUCCUUGAGGUAUAUGGCUUUAAUGGAGUCUAAUCUCAUAUGCUCCUCACUCACAUUUUACUGUAUUCACUCUUAUGUGCUAAUGCAUGUAGGUUCUGAUCUCAGGUGAAGAUAAAGGUAGAGGAAUAACUAAUUGUGACUGGAGUUCUGCAUUCCAAACAACAUGUAAGACCAUAUAACAUAUUUCUUGCUGUAUAUUAUUCUGUUCCCUUGUAUGAUGUAGCACAAUUGGAUUACAUGUGUUCUUACCUCCACUUGUGCCAACCCUUUACAAUGUAAUGUUAGUCAGCACCUGACCACAUGUGAGGUUAGAGGCUUAUAUGGCAGUUAAGAUCUGUAUUGCAGUCUUCUUGGUUAUGACACUAUGUAGUCUGUCAUUUCUACCCUGAAGGUGGAAGCAAUAUGUUCCUUCUGAAAUCCUGAUAACCUUCUACCAGACUACGUGACAGAUUGUAGACAAACAUGCAAAACCAUUUUAGUUGACACAAAUUAGGAAUAUUAUGGUAUUUUCAUAUCAGUAAUUUAAUAACACAAAAAAAUAACUUCUAAUGUUAAUUUGUCUCUUUUUAUCAUUUGUACAGUGUAUUGUCACUGUUUGAAACAGUCAUCAUCAUGAUCAUCGUGGCUCACAAGUUUAAGAUGCUACAACACCUCUGCUUUAACCCAUUCUUGUUAAGAAUACUAACUGAAAAGAUGAAAGCUUGUUGAUAUGUUGUGUGCUCUAUGGAAUCCAAAACAUGUCACAGAUGUCCUCACAUGUCAGCUAGGUUCUUAUUGUAGCAGUAUCACAUGAGCUGUCACAGUUGACAGUUUUCCUCAUGAAAUGCAAUUAGAUCUGAGUAAACCUAUCUUCUGUAAAUCAGUCCAAGGCUUGGUACACAGCUAAGAGCAUCAUGCCACUGGAGACCUUUCCUGCUGUGAACAGGACCAACAAGAUGGUUAUGUGAACUUGAAGAGUGGGAGCAGUAGCAUCAUCUUGAAAUUUUGUGUGGUGACAGACAUUUCAAAAGUAUAAAUCCUUUAUUAAGUUCUUUAUAUAUAGCAGGACAGUCCAAUUUCAAACUGCUCAGAGGCUACAUUGUAUCUUAGGUGCCUAUCCAUGGGUUGCAUUAUAAAAAAUAUGCUCUUCUCUGAUAGUGAUACAAAUAUCUGCUUUGCAGUGAUAAUUGGAUACAUAAGGUUCAAAAACUUGCAUUUAGAUUAAAUAUUGCUUACAGUUAUGGAGUCAUACUUAUUCCAUAGUUUCCUAAGUUAUUUAUUAGGUGAUAUGUGAAUUUAAUGGAAAAAUUACACACAACAUUUAAUAAACACUUCAUAUAAUUACUUUUUUGUAAGAUCUGCCACCUUCUUAAAGGUGGAGAAAACAGUGACACAUGUGGGAAAUGGUAGGAUGCUCCAGUGGUGAAUACAGAACCAGCUUUUGACCUGUCUGCUGCCAGUUAGAUAGCCAUGUAAAAAAAUAAAUAAAUUAAGUGGAAAAUAGCAAAAGCACCAAAGUUUCUAGCAUAGCCAUAAGAAAUAAUCAGUAAUUGUAACUUCAUCAGUGAAUUUUGUAUGGUUAUACAACACUACUAACAAAUAUCUGUUUUCUGAUGCAGCUACAAACAUCAGUGUACCACGAAGAUUAUUGUCUUCUGGGGUGUGACACUGUGUAGUCUGGUAGAUAUAUACUGACAUUUCAGAGGGAUGCACUGCCUCUAUUAUCAUUGCCACAAAAACCCCAAAUCCCACCUCAUUGUACAUUUAUUGGCCAUUAUUAUGUAAUUUUGUAUGAAUUCCUGAGACUUGCAUGUCUCAAUAAUUUUUAACUUAAUUUCAUAAACUAUAGUCAUAUAGAGGCAGGGAGAAUCCCAGCUUGAUUUAGUAUAGGUCUUUCAAAUAUCUGCAGUUUCAUCAAGUUCAUUUUUUAGAAUAUAGAAUAAGAGGAUGGAGGUUGUCCAAAAUAUUUUGGUCUUGUAUUGGUAACCAGUGAACAAUUUUAAAACUUUUACAGUAGUACUAGUGGUUGUAAGACAUGUAUAAUCAUUUGGAACCCUAAAAUCAGUCAAUGGAAAGUGUAUGUUUCUAAUUAAGGUAAUAGAAGUUAAUUUUUUUAUAUCAUAUUAUAAUGGUAUAAGCUGAUGUAAUUUUCCCCCACCUCUAUCCCCUCAGUAUCUGAGACCUUCACUGAUGUGAAACAUGCCUCCUGUGGCAGAGUGUCACAUUUUGUGGCCUUAUUAUCAUGCUGUGUAAAUUUUAAAUUUCUCAUGCUAGCCUUGUUUCCUGACAUUUAUCUUAAAAGAUGUUACACAUAUAUCUACAGAAAUAAGUCAUACUUCCCACUCACUUUUCAGCAGUGUACAUGAGACAUUCAGGGAAUAGUCAUAAAACCAUGUGAACCUUUGGAUAGUAUAGUAAAUUUUUUACACCAUGGAAUUGAUACUUGGGGCCAUUAGUAGUAGCCUUUUAUUUUCAUUUCAUGAGUCCAUUUCUGACUCUUUUGGUGAAAUGUUAUAUUUUUGUGAUGGCAGGUUAAUACCAUUCUCUCUUUAUGUAAUGUUUCAAACAGAUAUCUUUAAAAGUCAUGCCCAUAACCUUCUCAGUUUUUCUACCAUUUACUUGUAUAACUGCAGUAAUGCCAGGAUUACCUGCUAAUAACUCUUGCAGGAUCAUUAGUAUUUCACCAAAUCAGCAGGCUGAAUAUAAGUAACAUUUGUUUUAUCAUCAUGACCAGUUUAGAGUCAUAUGGAAUUGACCUAUUGUAGAAGCCUUCGUUAACCUCUCACUUCUGCCUCAACUAUUACACUGUCUAAGACUGUUUAUGUACUAUACAGUUUUAGAUAUAGUAGUGCAAGAGGAUGCUUAAAUACUGUCCACUGUCACCUGAACUGUCUUCACAAUCCACCAACUCUGCUCUCACUAGGAAAGUCAGAUAUAUAUGGUUGACGUAUGACUGACUCAGCAUUUCACUUUUAAGGACCAGGAUAUCAUGAACAUGCUUUUCAUGAUUGUCCAGAAUAAUGGAAACUGAUGGCGAUUUACAGACAUGUAAAUAAGUUUUCUAAAAGACAAGAGAGUAACAUAAAAUUAUGACUUAACAUGAGAAAAUGAAACAAAUAAUCUUUAGUAUUAACUCAUGUAUUCAUACAACUUUAGAGAUCUAAAAGUACACAGAAGUAAUGGUAUAUGUAAUGAAACAAUUCCCUUUAUGAAACACCAGUAAUUUCAAAACCUGACAAAUGAUGUGUGAAGGACAAGGAUUGUUGUGGCUGGUACAUGAUUUGUUGCAAGGUACAACGUUUUGUUCAUAAUAAGAAGUAUGUACAGCUCUCAUGAUUUUCAAGAUUAUGAAAUUCUACUCGUAGUUGCUGUAUUCACUUGCAGCUUAGAAUUAUUUGUGUGUGUGUGUGUGAUUUGGAUAUCUUUAUGUAGUUGUUACAGUAUAGAUGUGUUGUUGGUGUUUUAGUGCAUGUCACCCACGUACAUGGUGACUGCUAGUGGGCCUAACAUUUCCUGCCAAGGAAUUGACAGAUUGGGAUCACCUAUAUAUGUGUGUGUGUAUAUAUAUUGUCACGUGUUGGGUAUUGCACGCAACAAAUAACUAUGUGUGGGUCUCAGAUUCAGCGUAUCUUUAUUGUGCUUCACUUAUACACUUGCACGCUUUACAAUUAUCACUUGCAGUAUUACAGGUACUGGUUACACCAUCUCUCGGCCAAUACUUCUGUAUCUCUUGGCAUCUAGGUUCCAACCUUCUUCGGUGGCAGCUUCCUGAAGACUGACUUCUGUGCGAGUGCAUUCAACCCUGUUUUACUCGUAUACCUCGGCAGUUGCUAUACAAUGAGCCUUUGUUAUAACCGUGGAGACUCAUCUCUACGCAACGGCUCACUGUUAGAAUUAUAGCA
Cryptotermes secundus is the source of this 6023-nucleotide messenger RNA. RefSeq names its product GTPase-activating protein skywalker (gene sky). The transcript is spliced from 10 exons. Lineage: Eukaryota; Metazoa; Arthropoda; Insecta; Blattodea; Kalotermitidae. The coding region runs from base 511 to 2175 and encodes 554 amino acids. The record is from RefSeq and is a predicted model, not a curated record.